Cataglyphis hispanica is the source of this 3301-nucleotide messenger RNA. RefSeq names its product secretin receptor-like. The record is from RefSeq and is a predicted model, not a curated record. Gene Ontology annotation, cellular component: plasma membrane. Gene Ontology annotation, biological process: cell surface receptor signaling pathway; adenylate cyclase-modulating G protein-coupled receptor signaling pathway. Gene Ontology annotation, molecular function: G protein-coupled peptide receptor activity; peptide hormone binding. Lineage: Eukaryota; Metazoa; Arthropoda; Insecta; Hymenoptera; Formicidae. Bases 831 to 2579 code for a protein of 582 amino acids. The transcript is spliced from 14 exons.
AUUACAAGGAUAUUUAACAUUAGAAAAAAAAUUAAAUCAAGGAAGUACGAAAUAUAAGUAUGCAGUAAAAAUACCAAAUAAUAAAAUUAAAGAGUUCGAAAAUAAAAUAGAUUUAUACUACGAUAAACUUCGCACAGAUUCCGGUUUAAGAAAAUAUACAAGAAUAUUAACCUUUAAUUUGAAUGAUGAAAUCAGAAUUUUAAUUUUGUUAUUCAAAGAUCGAUUUAUUAGUUAGUAUAAAGAAUAUGAGAAAUAAAAAAAUACGAGAAACUUUGAACAAUCAAAAAAGAAUAUAUCAAUACAACCGACAUACCAAAUAUAAUGAUAUUUGAAAAAUGUACCAAUAUAUUGCAUUAUAAGUGCAUUUAUAAAGCAACAGUUGGUGGGGAGAUUCACGCAACCGACAGGCGCACAAGAGGCGCAUACACGAGAGCAACGAGGAAAGCCUCGAACGGAACAAACACCGAUGAUGGGAUUGCACGAAAGAGAGAAAGAGGGAGUCGGAAAUCGGACGGACAUGCGUAAGGCGUAACGUCCGACAAUAUAGUGACGAUAUGUCUCAGGAAGGCAGUCGCGUUGAAACGCCGCCCGAUGUCGGACGUGUGAAUUGUAUGCGAAUAGUUUCGAACAGUCUGACAUGUCGCAAGUUUGCCGCGAUAUCAGACGCGUAACGCGACAUACACAAAAGUGAAAAAGAAUAUGAAGAAAAUGUCAACGUGAGGGUUAAUCGAAAAAUCUUUGAUACGCGAUACUAUAACGAAUCAUUUUGAUAGUCGGAAGAAACGCAGCUGCGAGAAGAGAACGCACGGACAGUGAUCCAAGAAGCCGCCAUGGAGACGCAUGGAAAUGGUGAUAUUGACCGGAUCCAGAAUUUGAUGAUCGAAAUAUUGAAAUCGGAAUCCGAGCGUUGUAAUCAUGGAAAUAUAUUGGAAGCAGGUUGGUGCCCCGAAAUUUGGGACGAGAUACUAUGUUGGAAUUCGACUGCACCAGGACAAUUGGCGAUUCAGUACUGUCCUUCUUACAUCAUGGGUUUUGAGCCUCAUGCAUUCGCAUCGAAGCAAUGCAUGCCAAAUGGCCAGUGGUUCAUGAAUACCGACCAUAUCAUGUGGAGUAAUUACACCCAGUGUUAUGAAGAACGAUUGGUCACUGUCUUGGUGAAUAUAUCGGACGUACAAGCAAAUAAUGUCACUCUCAUUAAGUUACAGAAAUUCUUCCCAAUCGUAAAGACCAUCUCGAAACUCGGCUACACAAUUUCGCUAUUCACUCUCAUCAUCGCGUUUUGCAUUUUGGCGGCUAUCAAUUUGUCUCCCAUUGGACGUAGGAAAUUGCGAUGCUCGCGGAACAUGUUGCAUAUGCAUCUGUUCGUCUCAUUCGUGAUGCGAGCAUUCAUGGCGCUACUGAAGGACCUGCUCUUCGUAUCUGGCAUCGGACUGUCGGAUGCCGUGAUCGAGAAUGACGAAGGUUACUGGUUGAUCAACGAGAAGGAAAACAACUGGCACUGCAAGAUAUUCACUAGUCUGUGGCAGUACUUUCUCCUGGCUAACUAUUCCUGGAUCCUGAUGGAGGGUAUAUAUCUGCAUAAUCUGAUCUUUCUGGCACUCUUCACUGAUGCCAAUUCUAGCAUCGCUGUGUACGCUCUUUUCGGAUGGGGUUUGCCAGCUAUAUUUAUUUUACCCUGGGUAGUCACAAGGAUCAUAUACGAGGAUACGUAUUGCUGGACGACCAACGUGAAACCUCUCUUGUUUCUCUUCAUACGAGUACCUACAAUGCUCUCUAUUUUGAUAAAUUUCGUGCUCUUCAUCAACAUCGUGAGAGUGCUGCUGAUAAAACUCAAGUCUACCAUGUCGGAGGAAACGCAAAGAUACAAACGCUGGGCUAGAAGUACAUUAGUCUUGGUACCGCUCUUCGGAGUUCACUAUGCGUUCUUUAUCGGGAUGUCAUACAGCGUCGGCGAAAAUGAGACGGUAGAGAUCGUAUGGCUCUUCUGCGACCAACUGUUUGCAUCUUUCCAGGGCUUCUUCGUGGCGGUAUUGUAUUGCUUUCUGAACGGCGAAGUGAGAACUGAGGUGUCCAGGACGCUUCGCAGCAUUAAGCGGACGCAUCUUCACGGGAUACAGUGGGGCUCGCGACCAUCAACGCAUUCAGUCAGCACAUGCAGCUGUAACAAUGCAUCAAAAUCUGGCGGUCGACAUUCAAGGAAACCCAAGUGGUGGAAGUCGCGCUGGAAGACAAACCCUUGUCUGUUUCAUGAUCGCGCUAUUCGUCAGUCCACCCACUCGAUGGCGAGUACACAAGAUGUUAGAACGAGAGGAUGUAGUUUAGCGAGCAAUAAGGAGUACCUGGAGAUGGCCGGUAACGACCAAGUAUUGCAGCCGACGAUGCAAGAUCAACAUACUCAUCAUACAUCGCCCUUGUGCAACAAAUAUACGGAUCAAUCGAUACUCUCUUUUUAUUCGAAUAUGUCGGAUGCAUCAGGGUCAAAUAUUGAUGAAAUCCGUGAUCAGCAUCGUUGGAGCAAUUCAGAAUGCUGCUAUCUCGCAUACGAAUUGCAUAAACUACAGCAGCAUCACGGACAGUGAUAACGCUUGGACUCAUACGUAUAAAUAUAGAAGAAACGCAUGUCCUGUAAAUGUACAAUACGCAUAAUCUAAAUACGUAUAUUAUUUUUGAAAGAAAAUAAAAUUAAAGAUAUUUAAAUAUUAAUAUAAAUUUAAUAUAGAUUUACAAAAGAGAGAAAAAAGAAAUUAUUUAUUCUGUAUCUCUUGAAAGAGAAAGAAAAGGAAAAGAAAUAGAAGAAAAAAUUUAUUUCUUUAUGUUUAUUUUUUUUUAAUUUCUUACAGUUUUUACAUAUUAUAAAUGGAGAUUGUAUCUUUUCUUAAUUCUUCUACAGGAACAUAUCGUAUUGUUUAUAUAAUCGUCCAUGUUGUAAAUUUUAAUUCGCGUGUAAGCAUAGAUGUAUAAUAAUGUGUACAGAAAGUCAAUGUUCGAUAUUUUACUAUUUUAGAUUUGUUUAAAUAUACUAGAAUAUAUUCGAUAAGAUAUCUCGUCGAUAUAUCAAAAUAUACCUCAACGUUUUGAAAUUCAAUACGCCACCUACUAUUGUAUUGUACGAGUUCAACUCAUGAAAAUGUUAAACGUCCAUUAUUCACAACGAUUUCUAUGCACACUAUGACAAAUAAAUAAAAGCAGCUUAUUAAAUUUGUGAAUACUAUAUCGGUCGUAAAUAUAUAUCUGUUAUUAAUUAUAUUAUUCAUAUAACUUCUUUAUAAUAAAUAUAAUAAAAUACUAAACUUUGCAUGGC